AUGUCCAGCCGGAAGCGCCUGCCCGGCGCGGUCUAUGAAGGUGAUAUUGUCUUCAUCAAGAUUGACGAUCGUGGGCAUGUGCACUCAGACGGCUUUGUGGACGAGCGCCUUGGCUGCAUUAGCGACAUGGCGGGCGGCAAGCUCGACAGAUGCCUCUUCCGGAUCACCCCGUCGCUGCAGUACGAAGCCCAGAAACGGCUUGCAAAGGCACCGAGUAGUGCCACUGGCGAGGUGAGUGAAAUGCUCGAGCUUCUUCAGCAGCAAGCCGCCGUCGAAGCGAGUGGCAACGCCGCCAAGCUCCGAGAGGCCAUCGCCCGCGGCCAGCUCGUGCAUUUUGGUCAGCCGCUGCAAUUGCAACAUGUCCAGUCGGGCAAAUUCAUCUCGACACUGUCCAAGACGGUCGCAGAGAUGGACAAGGUGUGCAUGAAGCUCUCUCUCGUCGACCACGGCUCGUCCAAGUGCCAGUUUACCUUUUUGCCGAGUUUCAAGGCCAAGUCGAUUGGUCACAUUGUCGGCUACAACGACGCGGUGUGCGUUGCCCGCACCAAGUCGCUCUCGUCUUUUCUGCAUCUGAGUUUGCAUCAAAUCAACAUGGACCGCCACGCUCGGCACGAGAUCAACCUCCACACGCAAGAGACAAUGCUGCGCCUCACACUCUUCACCCCGCCUCGUCUCGAAUCCAAAGGGGCAUGGGAGGCUGGGAAGGUCUAUCGGCUCUACCAUAUUGAAGCCAACGCGUUUGUGACAGUGUCGGCUAAUCGGCACAUGGCUAAAGCACCGUAUUUGCGUCCGUUGGCGUCCGGCUCGUCGGUCCAUUCCCCGGAAAACGCGUCUUUGAAAGCCCUCUUUGUCCUCGAACGACACGACCGUCUGCGCGGUGGCGUGCUCAACGAUGUUACCGAGCCCGUUCAGUUUCGGCAUUUGCUCUCAGGGCGCUACGUUACAGUAAUGGACGACGGCGCGGUGACUGCGUCCGACGUGCCGUCGCAGACACCGUUUCAGAUUCUUCCGUGCGCGACCAACGACCAGUCGACGAGCGACGUCUGCUUUCUCCAGGUGCUGGGCCGCGGCUAUCGCUUGCACCACCCGAAUCUCGUCAAGCCCAAGCGAGACGGGCUUGCGUCGCAGCACUUGCAAGCCAGCGAGCAACUCCAUGCGACACGCCAGCACUCGGACGAAGACGGGUUUCGGCUGCUGCCAGCCGCUGCAAGUGAGCUUGCCGAAGCCCAGUUCUUGGUCAGCGCCGUGGCGUCCCUUCAGGCGUACCGGUGCCUUGUCGAACCUGCCAUCGAUCGCGGCGCCCCGAUGCCACGUGCACUGGUCGCAGACGCGGUGGCCGCCCUCCACGCGACGCUGCAUUUUCUCUCAUUCGGUGGCGACCGCCGCCAAAAGCAAGCUCGGGAGGCCAAGGUCUUGGACACUCUGUACGAGAUGCAGCGCUGCGUGCUCCGCAUCGAGCCCAUUGCGCGGGACAUGACGCUCUUCGCGCGGGACGCAUCGUAUCGGGCGGCGCACCGCGUCCACCGGCUCGUCAAUCGGGUUCUCGUACGUCUCUUGGAGGAGAAUGCACGGAAUAAGAAUUAUGUGGCCACGCGCACAGCCGUCCUCUACUACAACGACGCGACGGCGUCGAGCACCGUGUACGCCCGCGAGACGCUGGCCUACAUUGGGUCCGAGACCGGGUCCAAAACCGUCUACGGCACUCUCUUUCUCAACAACCCUGGGCUGCUGGCGACGGUCGACGCCAACGUCGUAGCGGCCUGUUGCAAGCGCAUUGAGGCCCAAGGUGUCAAGGCCGCGGGCAUUCUUCGUUUCUUGGGGAUCCUGUGCGCCUGCGACGGUACAAGCGUUCCGGCCAAUCAAGAGCUGGUCGUCGACGCACUGUUUGCAGCAUCGAGCUCAGUGCGCGAUCGGCUUUUGAUCGAAACGUGCGAGUGCAACACGAGUCGCCGACCGGUGCCUCAAGCCAUCAAGAGCAUGACAGACGUCUUGCCACCGGCGCUAGCGUCCUUGACGCCGCGCCCACGACCGUUGGGCGCCGACGUCCUCAGCGACGGAUUUUCCAGCAUUGCUAUUAGCUGGAAGGCGCACACCGAGUGGCGCGCUGGCGACGACAGCCUCUUUGUCACGUCGAGAGAGCUCGGUCUCGUCCCGAUGGCGGGGGUGGAGAAGCCUUUGGACUUGGCUGCGUACCAAGCACAACUCGCAGGUGUUCCACUGGAGCCGCGGGACGCACCUGUGAGCGAGACGCCGCCCCCGACAGCGACGCCGGUGCGAAAAGGGCUGUCGCUGGGACGGCUUCUUCUCGCAUCAUUGAGUCACCGUUCGUCCGUCAACUCGGACGCCAGCGGCGACUCGUUCGCUUCGAAUGCACCGAUUGGUCCAAUUCGAGAAGAGUCGUUCUCAACCGAGUCGGCGACAUCUCGGACCAUCCGUGAGGACCCUGUGACGUCCAACCAAAGGCAGCGCACGAGCGUUCAGCAAAGCGAUGUUAGCAACGCUGAGGAAGGAGAUCCCGCCUCCACAACCAUGACUAUCAACGUCGAUGACGAGCCACCGCCACCUCCGCGGCACUUGUCCUCCGGCGAUGAAUGGGUCGAGCUCGAGGCGGUCGUGUGGACGCUCGAUCCGGAGAGUGUCUACCACCUCGUGUUUCCAGGGGAAUCGUGGACGACGACGCAAGCGACGUAUCGCAAGGACAAGAUGGCACAAGCGCAGUUCGACUUGCUCCACGAUUUGGCGCAGUACUAUCACCUGCAGCUGCUUCUCUUUGUCGAGCUUCUGCGCGGCAGCAACCUCCAUGCGGUCAAGGUGCUCAAGCCGCAGCUGAGCUACACGAUGCUGGUCGCCGCGAUUGCCAACGAGAAGCUCCCAAAUACGGUGCGGAUGGCAUUCACAGUCAUUUUGCACCACUGCUACGUCAUGUGCUUCCCGCAUGAUCACCUGAUCUUUGCGACAAAAGUGCACACUAUCGAGUCGAUUCCCGCCUACUCGUCUCGCGCCGUCGGACCCGUGCCGUUGCCCCACUUUGCGCUCCCGGCGACGCACCCCGCAAACGUCUUGUACCCGGAAGAUGCCGUGCGCACGUACCCGCAUGCCAUCAAAUUUCAGCUCCUCCAAGCCGUGCUCCACGCCGCGCUGAGCUCUGUGGCCACCGUGCGCGUCGUCGACGCGUCGCUGGAUCAAAACGCAUUUGCGUCGGCCAUGCUGUCAAUUGCGCACGACCUUCUUUUGUGCGGCUUUUACGUCGAUUAUACGUCGCAAAAGAACCUGGCGCACGUGCUAUUGUGUCUCCUCGACGGACGCAAUACGCUCGACGGGACGUCGCGCUACACGAGAAGCGCGCUCCACGAUGCGAUGACCCGCGUCAAGACGCAGAUCUGCGACCUCCUCGUGACCAUGACGCGGCUUUGGCGCCACGUCGAGUGCCUCCAUGUCCUCUCAUUUUUCAAAGCCAAGUAUGCACAACCAAAGUCACGCAGGCUCGGGCAGUCGCAUGCUGCGUGGCGUCACCGCUUGCGGAAGCAAUUGGCCGCCGUCCUCGACCAGACACCACAUUUAGAUCUGAUACUGGUCUCGCAACUCUCGCUCGACUACAUCUGCAUGGACUUGCUCAUGUACGACGAUGCGCACCUCGUCCAGGCCGCGCUGAGUCUGCACAUUGAAGCAAACUCGAGAAAAGCGCGCGUGUUUGACGCAGUGCUGCAGUGUCUGGUCCUCGAGUCGAACGAGUCAACGACCAAGAGCCUGGCGCUCCCGCCGACGCAAGUCCUUCACGACGUUCGCGAGCUCCUUCCGACCUUCCGGCAUCUCGCCCACAUCUUUCCUAACGCGCGUCUCUGCGCCGACGUGCGCACGACGUAUGGCAACGGCGUCCUCGGUGUCACCCACUUGCUCUUGGAGCAGUUGCAGCAGCUGCAGACGUAUGCCUGUGACAAGCACCGACUGCUCAUGGAGCGCUCAAGCAAACGCGCGUCGUCGUUCUGGGGUCUCCUCUCGGACGGUCCUGUCGCCGUGCGGUACACGCCGAGCGCGAACGGCCAAGCCAUCAUGCUGCUUUUGGACGUCCAUAAGGUGGCGUUGACACUUGUCGAAAACCCAGUGAUUGCCGACCCGUCGGUACACGAUCUCCAGCGCCAGGUGCAAACCGAGGCGUGCAAGCUCCUCGUGCUCUUGUCGACCAAGAACCCGCUGGGGCAGCGCCUACUGUUUGAAAACAUAAAGACCUUCUGGCGCUCCCUCGACACGGUGGACGGUGUCGGCAACGUAGUCCUCGCCGUCUUCUUCGAAAAUGCGCAUCUCUCGCACCGCCUGCCCGCCGAGGCGCUCUGGACCAUGGGCCGACUCGUCGAGACGCAUGCCACGAAUUUGGCCGACGCUACGAGCGGGUCCAAGGCGUUUGCGACCAUUAGCACCAUUUUUGAAUUCUUCCUCACUUUCAUGGCCCCCCACGACGUGCCUCUCAAGAAGCACCAGACCGCCGUCCACGAAGUCCUCCACCAUGGCCAGUUCCAGCACAUUUUACCCGAUGCCGCCGCCCAUGUCGCCCCCGACGACGACGUCGGCGCGGACGCGAUCGUGCAGGCGCCCCAUUACGUCGAGUGGCGCUCGCGACUGCAAUCACCUACCGACCUGCGCGGCGCCUAUCUGCAAAAGGUGUUGAUUGUGCUCUCGGCGCUGGCCGCAGGCAAGAACCGAGGCGUCGCGCUGCACUACCAGCAACGGUACCCGCUCAACUGGUGUCUCAGCGUGCUUCUCGAUGCCAAAAUGCCGCUUGGUUUUAAGCUCGUCAUGGUGCGUUUCUUCACCAACGUCUACCUCUACGGCGACGUCGACUUGCACCUGGGCGCGACCGCGACCGCGGUGCGCAACGUGCUCCUCCAGAGCGCGUCAUUGCUCGUCGACUAUGGCUCGAGCGCCGGCCGCCGGUUCCUCUCGACGCCCCGUGAGACCCAAUUUGCCAAGCUCCUCGAGACUUAUGUGUUUGAUGGACUCCUCAAUUUUAUCACGGUCUAUUGCACGCAGCACAUGACGGUCCGCCAACACGACGACUCGGACACGGAAGGUGCGCACGUCACCGAGACGCUCACCCACGCGCUCGACCAUAUUCGCACCAAUGUCACCAUGACACCGCAGCAGUCACUGGCGCUGGAAGCCUGCGACCGCGCACUGCACACGGGCGUCUGUAGCCACCAAACACAGUGUCGAUCGCCUCACCUGGCCGUGACGAGCGAGCAUCAUCGUGAUGAUGAAAACGCGGCUGCCCAACUGAGCUUUCACGCGUUCCAGGCGGAUGUUUUCGAGUCGGACGAAGUGGCCGCGGUUACGGCGGCUGAAGCCAACCGCUUUGUCGUGCUCUGGGCCGAGAUCGAGCGCAAGGUCGGAAGCAACCAACACAGCGCCAACAUGACCAUGCGUCUCUUCUACGCGCGCGUGAUGGCCUUUCUGCAAGCGCGGCCCGCUUCGCCGUCGGCCGAGCUGGUAUUGCACGUGCUGCACCGCCUGGUGGCGCGCUGUCGCCUCGACGAGUCGACCAGAAAGCGCAUGCUGCUCUCGGAAAUCGAAGAGGCCAACGACCGGUACAGCCACACACAGAGCUUUCUGGCCGCAUGUGGCGCGCCGCAGCUUGUGCUGGCGCUGCUCUCGGGCACCCAGUCGCCAGCGACGAUGAAUCAAGCGCUCCAUUUGGGCUUGGAGCUUGUUCAUGGCGGGAAUCUCGCUGUGCAGCGCGCGUUUUACGAAAGCUUCAAGGCGGGUGACGAGCGGGUCUUUGUGACCAUCGAGUCGGUGUUGCGCGCCAAUAUCGACGCACUCAAGGAGCGUCGCCGCACGUCCACGUUUCUCGUCGAAGGUCUUGCGCCCAUGAAAACCAAGCAGCGUCGCUCCAGUGUCCAAGCCGCUUCGAUUUUCUUGCUCCCCGAGGCGUACACGACGUCGCAUGACACCGAUCUCGUCGAUGCCGACUUGCUCUUGCAGUUUUUGACGGCGUUGGUCGCGGGGCAUUUUCUACCCACGCAGCUGCUCCUCCUUGACCAGCGCGUCGCUUUGGGCCAUGCCACCAGUGUCAACAUCCUCCAUGUGGUCACGACGUAUCUGCGGUUGCUCGUCAAGGACGAUGCCCAAGUGCACGAGAUGACCGCGGCCGACUGCUUGUCGCUCACGCACUGCUGGCAUUUUCUGAUCGAGUGCAUGCAAGGCCCCUGCAGCGCCAACCAAGAGUUCCUUACGUCGUCGUCCAUGGUCGAUGUCUUUGGCAAGCUACUCCGCGCCGAGAUAUUGCUGUCGACGGACCGCGUCGACGCACCGCGGCCCGACGACAUUAAGAAACUCAAGGAGCUUGCAGUCAAGGCCAUGGUGAGUCUCCUGGAGGGCCGGUCCAAUGACGACGUGCAAGCCCGGCUUCGCAACAUUCUCGCGCUACCGCCGCUGAAAGCGCGUCUCAUCGCUCUCUACACCCAAUUUCACGCCGAGAAGGACGUGCACGUCGACGACACUACGUGGGACGAGCGGUUUCUAGAAGAAGGUGUCAACCUCCUCACGCUCGCCAAGUGCGUCUUUGAUGCCGAUCUCCUCGUGCCGCCGACCGACCGCGGCAGCGCCCCGAAGCGCGCUAAUUUCACGAGCCCGAGCGAGUUUCAAGCCGCGGCAACGGCGUACCAGCACGCUAGUCUGUACCGCAAGACGUACACGUUCUUUACGGACAUGCACUGCGCGGUUGAAAUCUACUGGCGCGGACGCAUCGAGCUCGUGUUCUUCCCGUUGCCGUCGCACUGCCGCAUGCUGCGGUUUCUAAGUGCCAAGAAGAACGCGCUGCUCCACUCGCUCCGGUACGACUCGAACGACCGCCUCAAGCAGUUCAUGCGGGCGCUGCCGAGUAUGAACGAGGAAAUGGCGCACGUCGAAGCGCUCAGUCAGUUCUGCGUCUACAACGCACUGCGCCCGUACAUCCCGCUCUUCAAGACACUGAGCUUUCUCCUUGCCAUUUUCAUGAACCUCAUCAUCCUUGUCUCGAUCGAGCACUACGACCAAGAGCCAAGCGACUACAUCUACAUCCCGAGCAAGCUCAAGACGCCCAUGUUCCUCUGCGGCUUGCUGCAAAUCUUCCUCUCGACCGCCGUCGUCAUCUUCAUGCUCGUCAUCAGCAUCCCUCUCAUCUUCCGGCGCCGGCGCAAUGCAAUGCGCAAGCGUUCGCUCGAAGCGUACAAGCAGCGGAAAGCGUUCUCGGAUAGCAUUGCUGACAGCUCAGAGCUCGACGUUCUCAAAGCCCUUGCCGAGCAGCGCGUCCAGCGUUGGACCGAGACGCUCGGUGCGAUCUACAGUGCGUACCUUCCGUUUGCCAAGUUUAUAUUGCUCUUGUACGUGGGCCAAUUUGCGAUCGAACAAACGUUCCCGACGUUUCCAGCCUGGACGCUCUAUACGGUGCUCUUUUUCCCCGUCGUCUCGAGUACGCGGACGUACCUCGAAACGAGCGGGUCGGUCCUCGGCCUGCUCUUUACCUUUGCGUACGACGUGCUCUUUGAAAAACUCACGGCGUUCUACCUCGUGUACCUCUGCACGGCGGUGCUGGCGACGUUGUACCACCCCGUGUUUUACUUCUACCAUUUACUCGAUUUGGUCAUCAUGAAUCCGUCGCUGCAAAACGUCGUCUUGGCCGUGACGACGCCCGCCCGGCUCCUCGGGCUCACGGCGCUUCUCUGCGCGUGCAUUUGCUACUUUUACGCGAUGGGGCUCUUCUUCUACGGGCCGGGCAACCUCACGGACGACGCCCGCGCGAUUCCGUACUGCUCGACGCUGCUCGACUGCUUGGUGACGGUCCUCCACCGCGGGCUUGCGGGUGACGGCGGCCUCGGCGGCUACAUGUCGAACGCACUGAGUCACCCGCCCAACUUUUUUCACCGGGACCAAUACUGGUGGCGGUUUGUGUUGGACGUGACAUUUUUCGCCGUCAAAGUCGUUUUGCUCAACAUGGUGUUUGGGAUUACGAUCGAUACGUUUGGCGAUCUCCGUACGCAGGCCGCGCGCAAGGACGACUUGAGACGCAAUGUCUGCUUCAUCUGCGGCCACGGCCGCGACGUCUUUGACGCGCACUACCUCGCGUCCAGCGGACUCAACAACGGCUUUGAAAAACACAUUGCCGACGACCACAACAUGUGGUCGUACCUCUACUUCAUGGUCCACGUCGAGUCACUGGACGCGACCGAGUGCAAUGGCCCGGAAGCGUACGUCAAGGGUCUGCUUCUCAAGACCGACGUGUCGUGGUUUCCGCAAGGCAUGGCCAAGUGCCUGUCGACGACGACCACGACUUCGGUCGCGCACAACAUGGACGACGUCAAGCGCGCGGUCAAAACCCUGUGUGCGCAGGCCGACGUCGCUCUGCAAAAAUUCCAUGCGCGCCGCGACCGCCGCAACUCGAUGCGCGCCGUGUAAAAACCGGUUAUAGAGAAAAGACUAUCCAAGAAUGCAUGUAUUCCAAGUG
Messenger RNA from Saprolegnia diclina VS20, 8476 nucleotides. RefSeq lists its product as hypothetical. Gene Ontology annotation, molecular function: inositol 1,4,5-trisphosphate-gated calcium channel activity; inositol 1,4,5 trisphosphate binding. Gene Ontology annotation, biological process: calcium ion transmembrane transport. Gene Ontology annotation, cellular component: membrane; endoplasmic reticulum. The transcript is spliced from 23 exons. NCBI's taxonomy places the organism in Eukaryota, Oomycota, Saprolegniomycetes, Saprolegniales, Saprolegniaceae. Bases 1 to 8427 code for a protein of 2808 amino acids. The record is from RefSeq and is a predicted model, not a curated record.